AGCCCCCCAGUUAAACCCCCCAAACCAAAAUGCCAACCUACCUCAUAACCGGCGCAUCCAGCGGCCUCGGCGCAGCCCUGGCCGACGCCGCCCUCCGCGCAGGACACACCGUGCUCGCCACCGCGCGCAAUCCCGCGCAAGCCACCCUCACCACCCACCCCAACCUCACCUGGCUGGCCCUGGACAUCACCGCCCCAUCCACCACGUCCACCCUGCAGACCGCCCUCGCCGCACACCCGCCCGUCGACGUCCUCAUCAACAACGCCGGCUACUCCCUGCUCGGCAGCAUCGAGGACAUGACGCUCGCCGAGGUGCACGCGCAGUUCGACACGAACGUGUUCGGGGCGAUCCGCGUGCUGCAGGCGGUGCUGCCGGGCAUGCGGGCGCGGCGCUCCGGCACCGUCGUCAAUAUCUCCAGUAGUGCCGGGCUGGAUGGGUUGCCGGCUUGUGCGGUGUAUGCGGGGAGUAAAUUUGCGAUGGAAGGAAUGUCCGAGAGCCUGGCCAAGGAACUCGCCCCCUUGGGGGUCCGCGUGCUGCUGGUCGAGCCCGGUACGCUGCGGACCGGGUUCUGGGCGGCGUUUGUGGAGCCGGCCGCGGGCUUGAAUCCGGAGUAUCAGGGGACGCCGGUGGAGGCGGUUCUCACCAGGUUCCGGGGGAAUCGGACCGGGGAGGCUACGGGGGGCUCCGAUCCGGGCAAGGCGGCGCAGCGGAUCGUCGAGGUCGUGGAUGGGACGGGGUUGGGCCGGGGGAAGGAUGGACUGUUGCGCGUGCCGUUGGGCGAGGAUUGUUAUCGACGGUUUCAGGCGAAGGUGGAGGCCUUGCAGCAGAAUCUGGAGCAGAUGCGGGAGAUUGCGCAUUCGAUUGGGUUUGAGGAGUAGAUUGUGG
Messenger RNA from Aspergillus japonicus CBS 114.51, 885 nucleotides. RefSeq names its product SDR family oxidoreductase. The record is from RefSeq and is a predicted model, not a curated record. Lineage: Eukaryota; Fungi; Ascomycota; Eurotiomycetes; Eurotiales; Aspergillaceae. The coding region runs from base 30 to 878 and encodes 282 amino acids. The transcript has 2 exons. Gene Ontology annotation, molecular function: oxidoreductase activity.